AAAGAAAAAAGGGAAAAAAAGAAAAAAAGAAAAAAAGGGAUCUCAGAUACGGCAAGUGAAAACCGGAGAGAGGGCCCUUUCACCGAAUCGGAGGCUUCUUCUACGCUUAGCUUUCCGCGAUGCCUUCCUCGCCGAAGCUCUUCCACGCUCGCCAUUCCCCCACUUCUCCAUUCUACUCUCGCAGAUCCUCUGUUCUUCUUUUCGGCUCUUGUCUUUUCAUCGGAAUUUCUGGUUUCAUCUUCGGCCUCACCUCUUUUUUCACUCCUCAUCUCCGCUAUAAUUGCUCCAACCGUGACCCGAGGACUGUCAAAGUCGUCUGGAACAGACCGGCUGAUUCUGCUGGUGUUAGUACUGGAGGAACUGGUAGCGAUGCGAAGCGUCAUAAAGUGAUGGGGUUUGUUGGGAUCCAGACUGGGUUUUCAUCUGUUGGUCGGCGGCGAUCUUUGAGGAAGACAUGGCUGCCUUCUGAUCGGGAAGGACUUCAACGUUUGGAAGAAGCCACUGGCUUGGCUUUCAGGUUUAUAAUUGGAAAGACAAGUGACAAGGCCAAAAUGUUGGAACUCAAAAAGGAGGUAGCAGAGUUCGACGAUUUUUUGCUAUUAGAUAUUGAAGAAGAGUAUAGUAAGCUACCUUAUAAAACGCUAGCAUUCUUUAAAGCUGCAUAUGCACUAUAUGAUUCUGAGUUUUACGUCAAAGCUGAUGAUGAUAUAUAUUUAAGGCCAGAUCGCCUUUCACUUUUACUGGCUAAAGAACGGUCACACCCUCAAACUUACAUUGGCUGCAUGAAAAAAGGCCCGGUUUUCAAAGAUCCAAAGUUGAAAUGGUACGAGCCACUUUCUCAUUUGCUUGGAAAUGAGUAUUUCUUUCAUGCCUAUGGUCCGAUAUAUAUCCUUUCUGCUGAUGUUGUUUCAAGCUUGGUUGCUCUUAAAAAUAAUAGUUUCCGGAUGUUUAGCAAUGAGGAUGUAACAAUAGGCGCUUGGAUGCUCGCUAUGAAUGUUAAUCAUGAGAACGAAAAGGCACUCUGUGAACCAGACUGUACGCCAACAUCUAUUGCAGUAUGGGAUAUUCCCAAGUGUUCAGGACUUUGUAAUCCGGAAAAGAAAUUGUUGGAACUUCACAGUAAAGAAAGCUGUACAAAGAGCCCUACUUUACCGUCUGAUGAUGAUUCAUGAGAAUCCCCAUUUCUCAAGUGACUCGAGCAGCGUCUAGCAGGGACGUUCUGUGUAGUCCUAAGCGUGUAACAUCAGUUUCACCCCCUUUAAUCUUCUGAAUAUGUAUUUUUCGAAAAGAUUUCUAUACGAUUUGAUUUCAUAUUCGUCCUGAUUCCAGGGGGUGGCUUUAGAAAUAGAGCAAUAGGAAAUGAACAGUUGUUAGUUUUUUUGUAAUCUAUUAUAAUGUCGUUCCCCUAGUUCUCAUUCUUUGGUACCAAAGGCUUAUUUACUUCUGCAGAGUUGUAAAAUUGAGCAGCUGCCACUACCCUUUCCCUUUUCAUUUUGUGGCUGUCUGGCUUAUAUGCUUCUGAGUUUAAUAUAAUCCUUAAGGCAUCAUUUCAUUCUUUCA
Molecule: messenger RNA, 1560 nt
Organism: Benincasa hispida (wax gourd)
Lineage: Eukaryota; Viridiplantae; Streptophyta; Magnoliopsida; Cucurbitales; Cucurbitaceae
Product: Galactosyltransferase family protein
Cellular component (GO): Golgi membrane
Molecular function (GO): galactosyltransferase activity
Source: RefSeq, a predicted model, not a curated record